Messenger RNA from Tetrahymena thermophila SB210, 1578 nucleotides. Its product is annotated as transmembrane protein, putative. NCBI's taxonomy places the organism in Eukaryota, Ciliophora, Oligohymenophorea, Hymenostomatida, Tetrahymenidae. The transcript is spliced from 3 exons. The record is from RefSeq and is a predicted model, not a curated record.
AGCAUAUAAUAUACAUACGUUUUAUAAUUAUUUGCUAUAAAAUUUAAUUAGUAUAUAAAUUGUAUACGUUUUAAGAUAAUUAGUAAUAGGACUUUACUGAAAAAUUUUUCAAUUAAAUAAUAUAAAAUGAUAGGAAAAGUAAAUAGGAGUAAAAUAAUAUAUAAAAAACUAGUACUGCUUUGUUGUCUAAGCAGUUUUAUAAAUGCAUUUAUUCAAAUAAAGGAAAGUUCAUCACACAGCUCUUCAGACAUUGUAAACACUGAAAAGUAUCGAAAAUUUAGUAUUGAUCCUCAUUUAACAAAUUAUGCCUAAGAUUUAGAAUAUUUUUACAUCGAAAGUGAUUUAUGCGACAUGGAAAAGUUUAAAGAAUCAUAUUAAUUGAAUUUUAUAUCAAACGAAGAUUAAGAUAAAUCAGCAAUUUAGUUAUAAGAAAUGAAAUAUUCAAGUAGAAGUAGCUGUUUAUAUACUGUUUAGAUAAAAUAUGAAUGUCCCUCCAAUAAAUAUUUGAUUAAUUAUUAAUUAUAGCUAUAAGAUAAAGUGGAUUCUUUGAACAAAUGGUAGAUUUAUUGGAAGAAAAUAUGCACAGAAACUAAAAUCCCUCGAAAUGGGCUAAAUAUUGACUUGUAAAUAAACGAUGAAGGAUAAAAAAUAUCUUUGGUGUAAAACGGUGUUAGUAUAUCCACUGAUCCAAUUUAACUAGAAAAAUCUGUUGGUAAACCUAAAUUUAUAGUAUAUUUGUAAGGAGAAGAUUAGUAAGAUUCAUAGAAUGAAGAGUUAUAAUAAGAAAAUGAAAGUGAAUAAAAAAGUGAUUUGACUGUGCUAAAGAAUAUGGUUAUGUAAAUUAAUGAAGAAAUUAUUUAAAGACCUUAGAUUUUCUUCAAUGAAUAGGAAAUCAAUAUAAAAAUAGAAGGAAACUUAAGUAGGGGUGGAUCGAUAAGUAGAAAAGGAAAUUUUGACCAAUCUAUAAAAGAAGAAGAUAAUAUAUUGUUAAAUUUGGAUUGUUUGUAGGAAGGGGAGACAGAAUUUUAACUUUUAGUUCCAUUAAUCCACUUUGAUGAUAUAAAGAUAACAAUCAAUAAAACGUGUGGUAUGAAUAUAAAAGAGGAGCUUAUACAAAUAGAAAGAAAAAUAGGUCUAGAAUUAAUUUUCUUUUUGGUGUUUUUACUGUUUACUGUUAUCCACUUUAUAUUUUCAGUGCUUGUGAAGAAAUAAAAUGUAAUAUAAAGUUAUCCUUUUUUGCUUUCUUUUGUGCACUGUCUAUUACAAACAAAAUGUGUUUAAAAUAAUUAAAAAUUAUAUGAAUUUUUCAUUAGCUUGUCAAUUGUCACUGAGUAAUAAAACAUAAAGCAAUCAUUUAUUGAUGAAAAUUCAAAGCUUACUGACAAAUUUAAUAACAGUCCAGUUGAUUCCUAUAUUAAUGAUGAGCCUGAUAAUUAUGAUAAAUCAAAUUUUUAAGAUAUUCAAGUUAAUUAAGAGACUGACUACAAGCAAGUCAAUAUUCAUUUUCAGUAAGAAAGCUAAAUUUUUAAUUAAAUAAAUUAAGAGGAGGAAAAUGAAGAAUUUUAUGGUUACAUUUGA